Dovyalis caffra is the source of this 804-nucleotide messenger RNA. The record is from the annotation of a GenBank genome assembly. NCBI's taxonomy places the organism in Eukaryota, Viridiplantae, Streptophyta, Magnoliopsida, Malpighiales, Salicaceae.
AUGGACCAAUCAGAACAAACUCAACAGCAACAGUCACAGCAACAGCAACCUGUAAUGGGAGUGGUAGCUGGUGCAGGUCAGAUGGCCUAUGCUUCAACUUCCUGCCAAACUGCUCCAAUGGUGACUUCUGGGACUCCUUCCAUAGCCAUCCCCUCCCCAACUCAGCCUCCAACCACCUUCUCUAAUUCACCACACCAGCUUACAUACCAACAGACCCAACAUUUCCACCACCAACAGCAGCAGCAGCAACAGCAGCAGCUUCAGAUGUUCUGGACCAAUCAAAUGCAAGAAAUUGAACAAACAACUGACUUCAAGAACCAUAGCCUUCCACUUGCUCGGAUUAAGAAGAUAAUGAAAGCUGAUGAAGAUGUUCGGAUGAUUUCAGCUGAGGCUCCUGUUAUUUUUGCUAAAGCAUGUGAAAUGUUCAUCUUGGAGCUCACUCUGCGCUCUUGGAUCCACACAGAAGAGAACAAAAGGAGGACGCUUCAAAAGAAUGAUAUUGCAGCUGCAAUUUCCAGGACUGAUGUUUUUGAUUUCUUGGUUGAUAUUAUUCCAAGAGACGAGUUGAAAGAGGAGGGUCUUGGGGUCACUAAGGCAACUAUUCCUGUUGUUGGUUCUCCGGCUGAUCUUCCAUACUAUUAUGUUCCUCCUCAGCAUCCAGUGGGACCUCCAGGGAUGAUCAUGGGAAAGCCAGUUGAUCAAGCAGUUGCCUAUGGAGCCCAGCAGCCACGACCUUCCAUGGCAUUCAUGCCAUGGCCGCAGACUCAACCACAACAACCUCAACCGCAGCAAAGUGAUACCUGA